GUCGCCGCGGCCUCGCUGUCCGCCGCGGCUUUGCCCGCCGCGCCGAUGUCCCACAGGGCGCGAAGGGGACAGGAGGAGGAGGAAGAGGGGGCGGAGGAAGAAGCGGCGAGGGGCAGCCAGGCGCAGCCCAGGAGCCACCCGGAGCCCGCGGCGAGCGGCGGCAGGACCCAGCACCGGCAUGAGAGGAAACGGAAGAGGCAGGAGGCGCAGCAGCUCCAGAAGCUCCAGCACCUGGAGUCCUUCUAUGAGAAACCUCCCCCAGGGCUAAUUAAGGAGAAUGAAACAAAACCAGAAGACUGCAUACCUGAUGUACCAGGCAAUGAAAGUGCACGAGAAUUCCUGGCACAUGCCCCGACCAAAGGGCUUUGGAUGCCUUUGGGAAAAGAAGUCAAAGUCAUGCAGUGUUGGAGGUGUAAACGUUAUGGACACAGAACAGGAGAUAAAGAAUGCCCAUUCUUUAUUAAAGGCAAUCAGAAAUUGGAACAAUUUAGAGUAGCACAUGAAGAUCCAAUGUACGAUAUAAUAAGGGAAAAUAAACGUCAUGAAAAAGAAAUGAGGAUACAGCAACUGAAGCAGCUCCUGGAGGACUCUACCUCAGAAGAUGAUGAUGAUAACAGUGAUGACAGUGAUGAGGAGGAUGAUGAAGAUAGCAGCAGCUCCACUUCCUCAGAAUGUAGAGAUAAACACAAGAAAAAAAAGAGAAAGAAGGAAAAGAAAAAAAAAGAAAAGAAGAAGAAGAAAAAGAGAAAGCAUAAAUCAUCUAAAUCUAAUGAGAAGUCAGAAUCUGACUGAUAGCAGCUGCACGCUUACUGACCCCUACUUGUGAACUGCAAGGAAGGAUCCAAAGAAUGAGGAAGAAACCACCAGAAAGGGCUUUAUUAAACUCAGAACAUACAGAUGGAUACAUACAGCAUCCUACACUGGCUGUCCUUUUCUGCCCCUUUGCAGUGCUGCAGCCAGAAAGAGAGCCGCAUUAAACAGUACUCCAUCAACUAUAUUUUCAUACUGUAAAACCUGUGCUAAGGGUCAUCUGUCUUGGUCAGAUUGGGCCUCUGCGUUGCCACACGUGACUAUCAGCAGAAAGCAGUGACUACCAGGGUAUUGCCAUCAAAUCUGCAGAAUUCAGCAGAUUGUCUAUUGAAGUGUCUUUUCUCCAUGAAGUUGUUUUGUUUUAUACAAUGCCUCAUUGUAAGGGGACUUCAGUUUGCACCCAAAAACACUGACAGUUCACUUACUGUGCUUAUAAGAACCAGGUUGUACUGUGUUUUUUUUUUUCCUCAGCAUACUGCCUAUGUGCUGAAGUUCAUUGUACUUAUCCUAGUACUGGCAGCUAGGGAAAUAAAGAGCACUGCUGAAGGGGGAAAAACGUUAAUCAAGGGGAUUUACUUUAUGAGAAAACUGUAGUGUUAGCAAGACUUGGGGUGGGUUGUUUUUUUUUUUGUGUAGCAAAAUCUCAACAUUGUUGCGAUUAAUACACCCAGUUCUGCAAUACCUAAAGUGCUCUCCAGACCAUAGGAGUGGGAGCCAAGUGUAAUGAUGUUCAACUUUAUUGUCAAGAGGUAGUGGUUUUAAUUAUUUUAAAAAGGGUGUUUUCAUGUUAGAAAUGAAAAAGAUUAAUUUCUACAUAUACUUCCAUAUCAGUUGUUUUGAUGCAUUUAAGGUUUUUUUCCUUUUAAAAAGGCUUGGGGAAGUAAACUCCAACUUAUGUUUACUAGAAUUUUUAUAUAUUAAUGUUUUUAUCAAUCAUCCCACAAGAAUAUAAAUGAGCAAGGCUUUCAACUAUGUGCAUGUAAGCCACAGAACAGUAGUAAAGAACUUGUAAGCAGGAAGAAGGGAAAGUUUUAUGUACUUAAUUCACCUUGUGGACUAACCAUACUUUUCCUUUAAAUGAUCUUGCAAGGCAGACUUCACUAGAAAGAUUGAGAUAGCUAUAAACUUCAUUAGAGUAAGCAUCUCAUUUUAAAACAUCAAGGUACAGCAGUACAAAGCUGUGAUUCAGGACCUUGAUGGUAUAUAUUGGUACUCCGCAAAAGGAGAAAGAAAAAUAGAUUUGCUUCGAAAGGACUAGGAAGGACUUAGAUGUACUUAUGCUUAUAUUGGAAAAAAAAAAGCAUGAUGAAGCUCUAAACAGUAGAGUGAACAUUAACAGUAAAAUCAAGGAACCAUAGACUAAAAUGCAUUUAAGACUUUUUUUUCUUCUGAGAACUUUGGAAAAGACGACAGGGGAAAGCAUACAUUAAAAUGUGUUUUCUCCCUCCUACAUGUUUAAGAGUCAUUUAGUGAAAGUAAACCCCCAUUCCUUGCCAGUCAUUCAUAAUAUGUUCUGGGGAAAACCAAGGUAGUCAAGGUCUACUUAUAAAAAGAUUCUUUUUCUUAUUCCCAGAGCAUGAAUGUGGAGUUGUGUUUUAUCCUGCAGUAUUAUUUAGCAAAUUUCCCUGCAAUGGCAUUUACUGGUAACUCCUGAUAGUUCCAUGUAUCAGCAUCAUCAAAUUCAAAGCUCCUUACUCUUUCACAAGAAAAAGAUUUAACAGCUGAAAUAGCAUGAGGAAAUUUAUAAUAGCCUAGUUCUCUGCAUUGCCACAUUUGGUGCUGAGAAAAUCCUCGCAUAUAUAGCAUUGGCGAUCACUGGACAGAUGCUGGAAGCCACAGCUAGUAUUCACCUGAUGCAUUCUAAGGGAAUUCUCAUCAAGUUUGUCUAAAGCUGAGCUAAGCUAAAAAUCUCUCCAGUUACUUUAGCUUUUGUCAUUUAAGAUUCUUCUGAAGUUUAGUUCAGUAAAAACAAACUCAGUUUUCCCUUAGUCUCUCAUCCCAUUCCUUGUUAAUGGGUCCUUCCCGUUUUACCUGUCAGGGUUUACUGUUUGAACAGUCAAGAAAAAUCAGUGUAAAAGACCAUUCUCUAACUUUAUAUCAAAUGCAAUUUAAAGUUUUACUUUGAGAUACCAAAUCACUGUUUUGUACCCGACUAAAGGUCUGUUCAACCCAAUAUCUUUUUCUAUUCAUGGUCAAUAGUGGAUGCCUACAUAGAGCAGUGCAAACUCUAACGUUAUUUCUGUUAUUUCACCAAAAUGCUGUUUCAGCCUCUACUGGUUGUAGUGCAGGUACUUUGAAUCAUAAGUUAUAUUUUAGUAUUUAGUAGCCUUGGAUGUAUUUUUUUUUUUAGAUCCAGUCACUUCUUGUAAACUUUGCAGUUUUCUUCAGCAAGGAACUCUGGAGGUUAAUUAAUAAUUAGUGAAGAAACAUAAUUUGCUUUCAAACUGCUCCCUACUAGUUUCAUUUCAUACAUCCUAAUUCUUGUAAUAGAAGACAUGUGAACAACUGAUUCCUAUCAGUUUUCCCCAUAUCAUUCCCAGUUUUAUAAAUCUCUAUCAUAUCGCAUACAUAUAGAUUUUAUUAGGUCUUUACUGAAAUUCAUAAAAGUAGAGCCAAUUUCAAAAUUAAAGCUAACAGUUUCAACAGAAUAAGAUUUCUAGUAGUGCUGACUGGCAGGCAGUGCUAGAGUGCUGAGAAGUGUGAUUCAUUUCAUCAUUUAACACUUUAAACAGUACCAAAGCUGGCAUUUAAGAGACUCUAGGUCUUUUGGAGAUCUGUAGGCUAGAGAUAAAUACCAACAUCCAUUUAUAUGAAUGGAAAAUGAUUCCAUGUAGAAGUUAAUCCAGAAGGCAGGAUAGAAAGCUAUAGUCUUGAAAGACUGAUUAGCCUUAUUUUUAAAAUCUUAACCAUUGGACUAUUUAAUGCUUUUGUUCAAACAGCCAGAGUUUUUUUUCUAGCAAUCUUUGCCUUCUUUGUAGACACAUAUAUUUCCGUUUGAAAGUUCUGUUGAAGCCUGACUGGUAGUAAUAGCAUAAUUGUAUAGUCCCAUCAAUCUAAGUAAGUGUGAAACACAGCUACGCCAUACCUCAUAGGCAAUACAGCUUCACAGGUCUUCAGCUCCCAGGUCUGGUUGUCUUAAUACUGUGAACCAUUCUUGUCAGAAAGAUUAUUUCACCAGAAAUACUGAAAUCUGUCUUGCUUUGGCCAUUAAAUUAUUUGGGGUUUGUAGUCUUGUUGACUGAGAUAGCCAGUGGUGGUGAGUCAGGGGAAUCUGAGGACUCAAACAGCACAUUUGUUUUCGCUUGGUAUGCCUGCAGUUAGCGUGCGAUGAGUGGGGUUUUUUUCCAUUGGCUCCUGUCUUUCAUCAUUUGAUUUUAAUAAAGACCUGUAAUCUUUUCCAACAUAAGGCAGAAAACAGGACAUUGUAAAAGGGAAAAUUUUAUGCCACCCAGGUGCUACCAAAUUGAAAAUUAAAAUAUUAAAUUAAUUAAAUUAAAAUUAAUUAAAACCUGACAAGCCAACUUAACCCACUGGUUCCACUUCAGUGAUUACACCACACCCAUUUUGCAACAGAGGUUUUAGUCAGCUACAAAUAAUGAUUUAGAAAUCGAGUCACAGACAGUAAGUCUAUCCAAAGAAAGAUCCCUGUAUGGCAGUCCGAGAGGCCUCUAAGGUUUGUCACUGGUGUGCCAAGCAGCAAAUAGAUUCUUCAGCUGCCCUUUAGUAGAUGCUGCAGAAAGCAUGUGAAAACUUCAAAGGCAGUGCAGUACUGCUACAGUUACAGAUUCAUAGUACUGCCAGCACUGCAGUUACUCAUCACUGGGCAAUCUAGCUUCAGCAGUAACAGAAGUUGACACGUAUGUCUGUCUAUAACAAAUCUCAAAUAUCAUUGUAGCUAGUUACCUGGCUGAAUAAGAAGAGCCUGGACUUCAAUUCAUAGCCUUUUAAAGUUCAGUUUGUACUUCAUAACCUUUCUGAACAUUAAAUACAGUUGUAAGCAGUUGACUUAAGAUGCAGUCCACAAAUCGUCCAUGCUACUGAGUGAAGCAAAAGCCAAGUAGAAGAUUUAGUUUUAAAAUCACAAGACUAGCACCAUCAGAAUAGGUUAGACUGCAUUAUGCAAGAAUUAUUUCUUGAGCACUAGAACAUUCAUGCAUGCUACUUUAAGCAUUGGUGUGGAUCCAUAGCAUGGGUACACCAAGAUUUUAAACAGUUAAUUUAAAAUAGCAUUUGUUUGUAGACAGAGAGCUGUCUAAACACUCUUCCUACUCCCUCACAUAUUCUUGGGAGCUAGCAUCACGAGGCCCUAAAUUCUUAUUUACAUCUGGGUAGAAAACACACUAACUAGUGCAAGACCUGUAAAAGGAUGACUAGCAUGAUCUUGGGAGUACCUGUGAAAUAUUAGUCAUUCCCAAAAAUAUCCCAGAGUGCCAUCUAACUGUGAGGUCAUGAAUAUUCCUUUACCAGACAAGCAACAAAAGACAAACAGUUAGCAUUCAACCCCAAAGCUGCAUUCAAGUUCAGGAAAAAGUCAAUCCUUACCUAAGAAUUGUCAGUUAUAGCUGAGGAUUACUCUUAGGUCAUCACUUAUAGUCUUCAAGUUGAAGAGAUUCUACCACACAUUCUCCCCAUCAGGAGAAAGUCUAUCCCCCUCUAAGAGCAGCACAUUUCUGUAUUAAAUAUCCAAGAGCAACAGUCCUAUAUUUUCCAGAGUAUUAAAAAGCUCCAUGCUUGAAGUAAUUCCCUCCCUCAUUUUAUUCUUUGAGGUUCUGAUGCAACAGAUGUUUUGUGCAGCACGAAACCCAAAGAAGAAUUUGUAUUUCUUAUUUUCUUGCAGUGCUUCAGGUAGAGAGGAAAUAAAACCUUGGCACCACAUUGUUAAAGUGGAUCCUUUCCCCUGACAGCUUGAGGUAAAGGCUAUAAUUACAGUAGCUCUUUAACAAGAAAGCAAGUGCCAUUAGAAAAAUCAAGGAUCAGUUGGGUAGGGCAACCUUAAUAGACCUCACUAAAGGAAAACAGCAUAACCUCCGUUACAGGUCAAACUAGUAAUAGGUAGGCACACAACUUUAAAGUAGCAUUUCCCAUGACUGCAUUCAUCCAUGUAGAUUACUCUAGGGCACAGACAGAAUAAGAGCAUUGGGAGAAGAGGUAGAAGACAAGUCCUGCCUGUCCAUUUCCCCUCAACUUUAUUAAAGAAA
Messenger RNA from Grus americana (Whooping crane), 6008 nucleotides. RefSeq names its product RP9 pre-mRNA splicing factor (gene RP9). Gene Ontology annotation, biological process: RNA splicing. The transcript has 6 exons. The coding region runs from base 46 to 792 and encodes 248 amino acids. Lineage: Eukaryota; Metazoa; Chordata; Aves; Gruiformes; Gruidae. The record is from RefSeq and is a predicted model, not a curated record.